UAAGCGAUUUGUCAACUGAAGCUUUUAUUUUGGCCUUGCGCCGAUUCAUGUCACGCCGAGGAAAGCCUCGCCAAAUCUUUUGUGACAACGGCACUAAUUUUGUUGGAGCUAGUCGAGAGAUUGCUCGGCUUGUAGAAACCUGUAGUCCUUCAAUGUCAGACCUUGCAAACGAAGGUAUUAAUUUUAAGUUUUCACCGGUUUAUUCACCGCAUUUUGGAGGCCUAUACGAAGCAGCUGUGAAAUCAGCAAAAUUUCAUAUGAAAAGGGUUGUAGGGAACACGCAUUUAACUUUCGAAGAGCUAACGACUCUAUUUGCGCAGAUAGAAGCCAUCCUCAAUUCUAGACCUCUAGUUCCACUAUCUUCCCAUCCCAAUGACCUUUCCCCUCUCACUCCCGGGCACUUCCUCGUAGGGAGACCUCUAACGUCAUUGCCAACGCCUGAUUUAAAGGACGCUAAUCCAAGCCGUCUUCACAGAUAUGCCCGCAUAGAGCAAGCCAGGCAGCAUUUCUGGACAAGAUGGAGCCGGGAAUACAUUUGCGAACUACAACAACGCACCAAGUGGCAGACCAAGCACCCUAACAUCGAGCCUGGCCAACUGGUGCUAAUAAGAGACGAGCGUUGCCCGCCAUUGAAAUGGCCACUCGGGCGCAUCACAUCGGUGUACCCAGGUUCCGACGGCGCCAUCCGGGUCGUCGACAUUUUGACAUCGCAGGGUCAGAUCCGUCGAGCUAUAAACCGGGUCUGCCCCCUGCUAGACGAGGAGUAGCAGCGGCACGAUUCUUCGAGGAGGGCGGAGGUUGUUCACAAGAACAUCACUACGCCGCGUGCCCCACCGCCCGCGCCCGCGGGGCCCCGCGCGCGCCUGUCACAUCUCUUUUGUUUUUACAUCGUUCACAUCAGAGCAACUACGCAAUUUUAAUGUAUUUCCUUGUAACAAGAUAUUCUUGGUAGUAAACCGUUUGAAA
Ostrinia furnacalis (Asian corn borer) is the source of this 966-nucleotide messenger RNA. RefSeq lists its product as uncharacterized. Gene Ontology annotation, biological process: DNA integration. Bases 48 to 767 code for a protein of 239 amino acids. The record is from RefSeq and is a predicted model, not a curated record. Gene Ontology annotation, molecular function: nucleic acid binding. The transcript has a single exon. Lineage: Eukaryota; Metazoa; Arthropoda; Insecta; Lepidoptera; Crambidae.